ACAAUAACAAAAUGCCAUACCCAACACCACUUUUGGAUCACAUCACAACACGUUCAGAAUUUAGAAACAAUGUCUAUGAUCCAUCUGAAGAUACAUUCUUAUUUUUAGACGCACUAGAGAAGGAUAUUGAUUUUAUAAAACAGAUUAAACCAUCGAUUGUUGUUGACUUAGGUUGUGGAAGUGGGUGCCUUGGAGUCUUUUUACUUCAAAUUUUAUCUACCAACAGUUCUUCCGCUAAGAAAAAUACAUUGUUAAAGCAAGAAGAUGGGAUGGAAAGAAUUACCGAUAAGGCUACAAAACACUCACUCAACAAUUUGCCGUUUAUAAUAGGCAUUGAUAUUAAUCAUACAGCUUGCAUCGCAGCAUCCUGUACAAGCCAAGUCAAUAAUGUGUCUUGCAAUUAUGAUACAUUUGUAGGAAAUCUAACUGAUAAUCUUCGCCCUUAUAGUGCAGACGUGAUCUUAUUUAAUCCGCCCUAUGUACCGUCAAAACUUGAAGAUGUUGCGAAACCUUGCAUCACAGCUGCAUGGGCUGGUGGAAUCAACGGAUCCAGUGUGAUUCAUGAGUUUAUUAGCUUGCUUCCGACAUGCCUUUCAAAGACUGGAUGCGCUUAUAUACUUUUAGAACAACGCAAUUCCUUUGAAAAUAUAAACAAACAUUUUAAAUCACUUGGAUUUGAUUUAACGAUUAUUCUGGAAAAACGACGAAGAAAUGAGCAUCUUUUCAUUAUUAAGUGCACCUUCCAAAAAUAGGUUUCCA
Messenger RNA from Hylaeus volcanicus, 759 nucleotides. RefSeq names its product methyltransferase N6AMT1-like. The transcript is spliced from 6 exons. The coding region runs from base 12 to 752 and encodes 246 amino acids. Gene Ontology annotation, molecular function: protein methyltransferase activity; S-adenosylmethionine-dependent methyltransferase activity; nucleic acid binding. Lineage: Eukaryota; Metazoa; Arthropoda; Insecta; Hymenoptera; Colletidae. Gene Ontology annotation, cellular component: eRF1 methyltransferase complex. Gene Ontology annotation, biological process: methylation. The record is from RefSeq and is a predicted model, not a curated record.